CGACAUAUGUUGACCUGUCCGUCCAAAUAUUUUUGGUGGUCUCUUCAAGGUGUUCAGGAAAAUAUAACUAAGAGGGUCGAAAUGUUCCGCAGGGCCGCGCAAUCUUUGGGAAAGACAGUCUUCCUGACGUCCCAAACGUCACUGAGAGCACAACCUCUCAUUUCAAGCAUAGGAACAUGUCGGGGACGACGGACACUUGUGACCAAAGCUUCUGCCACCGAGGAUGCGGCUGCUGUCAACAGAAAGGCGAGGCUGGAGCUUGCUGUCGCUUACCGAGUCCUAGACAGAUAUGGUAUGAAUGAAGGCGUAUGCAAUCAUCUAACCCUGAUCACGAAGGCCACGAAUGGAGAGGGCCAGGUCAUGCUUCUGAUUCCGCAUGGGAGACACUGGAGUCAGGUUACCGCUUCUUCACUGAUCGGACUCAACUCUCAGAAUGAGAUCGUUGAGGGCGAUGGACAUAACGAAUUGGCUGCCUCCACCAUCCACCGGGGGAUCCACAACAUCAGGCCAGAUGCCAGCGCAAACUGCGUCAUGCACUUACAUUCGCCAUACGUAACUGCUUUGAGUUGUCUCGAAGACCCUCGAUUCCUUAUGAUUCACCAACACAUGAUGCGUUUCUACAAGGGCGUUGGCUAUGACGAUAACUACUGUGGCUACCCAGAGGCCGUGGCGGAGGGGGAGAGGCUGGGGGCUUGCAUGAGGGAGGAUGAUGUGCUCAUCAUGGGCAACCAUGGCCUGGUCACAAUCGGGGGGACGGUGGCUGAGGCUUUCGACAAGGCCUACUAUGUUGAGAGAGCGGCUAUGAUUCAGUUGAUAGCAAUGUCAUCUGGCAAGCCACUGAAACACAUUCCCAAAGAGGUCUGCGAGAAAACAUACCUGGACUCACGAAAAAAGCUGGAAUUCUACGCUAAUCAACACUUCAAUGGCAUGAUGAAAGUCAUACUGAAAGAAACUCCUGAUGUGGCCGACUAGGCUAUUGUCACUUCUAUCAGGAGACGGGUGCAUGGAUUGGGACUAGUUUUCCUUUGAUGGUAGAAUAUGAAUUUGUCUCUAUACGAAUAGGAUAGGCCAGAGUCCCAAGGUUGUGCAUAUUUGUCCAUGUAAUUUCAAAUGUCCUCACUGACUAAAGUCACAACCUACUAAAAGGUAAGGACAGGGUGAAGACAAGUCGAAGGCAGCUCACACUUUAUCUAAGGUAAUUGGUUUUUGUAGGCAUGCAUCUCAAAUCCUUCAAGGUGACGAUCAUGUUUUGGGUCACACCGGUAUAACUCAUUGACAAAUCUUAAAUGUAUGGGUCUACAAAAAUAAUAAUGUUUGUGUCAGGAGCACAUAAUAAAUCACGUCAAUUUGUCUUUGACUGCUAUCCCUAUUGUGUCACGG
This is a messenger RNA of Lineus longissimus, 1380 nucleotides long. RefSeq names its product putative aldolase class 2 protein PA3430. NCBI's taxonomy places the organism in Eukaryota, Metazoa, Nemertea, Pilidiophora, Heteronemertea, Lineidae. Gene Ontology annotation, cellular component: cytoskeleton. Gene Ontology annotation, molecular function: actin filament binding. Bases 7 to 972 code for a protein of 321 amino acids. The transcript is spliced from 5 exons. The record is from RefSeq and is a predicted model, not a curated record.